AUGCCACCCAUAGGACCUCCUUCUGGCGUCGGGGGUAAGGAUACUGGGCUGCUGACUCAGGAUCACGAUGGAUCAGCACCAGGCGGCACGGGGCCGACACCUGACCCAGGAAGGCUGGCCUUAUUUGCGGAGAAUAGAGAGAGACAAGCCCGAAACUCGUUGAGGAAUGUUCGGAGGAAGGGCGGAGAAGUAGACGUUAGCGACGACGAGUCGCUACAUAUGCUAGAUGGGUCCGAUGACGCCGAACUCCAGCCUGAAGAGGGGGAUGACGCUCCGGGGGAGCCAUCUGCGCCAGCUACGAGCGGGCCCUCGCGACCUAAGACGCCAGAGCAAGAUAGCAGAGCCCUUCUAGCCGAGGUAAUGAAAAUGACGCCAAAAGGGCGCGGGAUCGCAUUGGAGAUGUGGAAAGCCGGCGCCGGUAGAGGCAUAGGAGCACGAGAAGAUAAGUCUUCUGAGAGCGAAGCGAAGGGCACACUAAUCAGUGAGGCAUCGGAGAAACAGGCAGACUUAUUCGAGUCUCGUCUCGUCGAUGCGCACCCUCAACUUAUCGCACUGCUUGCCAACGGAUUCCACCUUCCUCUCUCAAUGUGCACGACAUCAUCCAUCCGGGAGAUGCACAAGCAUCCGGAAAAGAUCAGAUACCGUAAGAUGCACGAUGGCCAGGGAUCAAAGAGGGAGCUGAUAGACAUCACGGCGUGGCGCGCUGAGGACUCCCUGCAGCCAGAAGAAUGGCGGGAUGCAUGGCGCAACUACAUGGAGAUUCUGCCGCAGGUCUGCGAGCCAGCGAUCACCAAGCGCCUGCUAGAGCACUUCCUGUGGCUCUGUGAGUUGGACGAGCUCAACACCAUGUUCGCGGUGAUCCUCGAGUUCGACAUCGAUGUUCGCCGUGGAUACUGGCUAUCGAAGAAAAAGUUCACGGUUGCAUCCCCGAGCUAUCAGGCCCACUUUCUUAAGGUCCGUCUGCAGCAUCUUGAGCGGCGCUCACCUGUCGUAUCACAUACAAGCACCCCACACACGCCGUUUACGCCGUACACGCCCUCGGGCGCAUCUGCCUCUAACUCACGGCGCGGACGCAGUGAAGGUGUGACCGACACGCCCGCCAAGCCCUUUCGCGAGGGCAAAGCACCCAAUCCCGCUGGGGUGCUUUGCCUCAUAUGCAGUGAAAGCGGUCACCGCGCCAGCAGUUGCGGACGCACCACAUUCCCGAGCGGCAAGCCCACAUUCUCUGUCUGGUCAGACAAGAAGCUCGUUGCCAUGUCCUCACGCGCCGAGCUCUCGGACACCGGUGCUCGUUCUGUGGUUCCGACGGUCAUGCCGCUUCAUCUAAGCGGUGCCUCGGAGCGUGAUCGUGUUAUCACGCCUUACAACGCCGACACCUUCGAGUCGACACUUCUUGCGCUCGGCCCUCUUGAUCGCUAUCCUAUGUUACCCAGAAAAUUACGGUAUGGCUUUCCUAUCGGCAACUUUGACACACUUUCGCGCACGGUCUCACCGGCCAAUCAUGCCUCUGGCUCCGAACACAUCGAUUUCAUCCGACAGUACAUCGCAGAACAAGUAUCUCUUGGUCGCAUGACCGGUCCGUACUCUCGACCCAAUGUCGAGCGUAUUUUAGGAUCCUUCUUUAUGUCCUCUCCUCUUGCUGUUGUGCCAAAGGCAGGCUCCAAAAAGUUUCGACUCGUACAGAACUGCUCUUAUCAGGACGAGUUCGGGAUUUCAGUGAACAGUUAUAUUAACUCUGACGAUUUCCCCACGAAGUGGGGCACAGCCGCUGAAGUAGCCGAAAUCAUCGUCAAUGCACCCGCUGGUGCGCAGGCUGCAUGUCUCGACAUCGACUCCGCGUUUCGCAACCUGCCUAUUCAUCCAGCACACAAACCUUUCCUCGUCAUUCAGUGCGACCCCGGUGACUUCUACAUCGACCAUGUUCUCCCCUUUGGUGUCUCAUCUGGCACAGGUGUGCAGGGAGAACCGAUGGAUGCCAUCGUCGACAUUUUGGAAGCACACGGGAUUGGGCCGUCACGAAAGUGGGUUGACGACCUGAUCAACUUUCGCUUUCCAAUUCGUACAGACCCCGCUUCGGGUGCACAUGAGUAUGCGUACUCGCUCCCCGACAUCUUUCGCAUCACCGACCCUCUCGGUGUCCCCUGGCAUCAGACCAAGUGGUCCGAUUAUGCAACACGGGCCACAUAUAGCGGUUUUCUUUGGGACCUCGCAGCGCGGAAGGUAUCGCUGCCACCAGAGAAGCGAGAUAAGUACUUGGCAAAACUAACCACAUUUAUCGCGGCAAUCGAGAAGGGACGCGUGUCACAGCGAGAUGCGAUGUCGAUCAACGGCACACUCUCACAUAUCACGUUCGUAUAUCCUCAUGGUCGCGCCUUCCUCACGAGCCUCUGCAACUUCAUCGCCUCCUUUCACAAUCCAUACGCACCUCGCUAUGCUCCACACUCUGUCCUUUCGGAUAUGAAGUGGUGGCUUUCUAUACUGAGCAUACCAGAUGUGUGUCGUUCCCUCUCAUCUCGUGGCCCACUUCAAGACCUUGGCAUAUGGGUUGAUGCCUCCUCCAGCUGGGGGGUUGGCAUCAUCAUUGCCGGCGAGUGGAGUUCUUGGCGUUGGUGUGGUGAACCCGGAGUCUGGAAGUGCAAUGGUCGCGACAUCGGUUGGGCGGAAAUGGUCGCCGUCGAACUUGCCGUCCGCACAAUUGAGUGCCUCGGGCAACAAAAUGCGCACAUCCUGAUCCGCGGGGACAACAAGGGCGUGGAAGGCGCAUUUGCUCGCGGUCGCAGCCGCAACUUCCAGGUCAACAGUUCCAUUCGCCGCACCGAGGUCAUCGCCAUGGCCCUGAAUAUCCUAUUCACUGUACAGUACGUCAACACCAAGGACAACUUGGCAGAUCCGAUGAGCUUGCACCCUUCCUUGUUGUUGUCUGACAUGCCUCGUAUCAUCUCUGCGCCCGCACGUGCGAGCGCGCCGUCUCAGUGUGGGGGGUCCAGUUCUGCCGAGGCUGCGGCUGACACUGGCCCUUCGUCGCGAAUGCUGACUCGGCGAAAACCUCGACAGCCCCGUUCCGGAAAUCAAAUCACUCCUUCUCUCUUUCGCCCACAUGUCCUUGCGCGUGAUCGUCUUGCUCUCUGGUCCACACCUCACGCUGUCCGCUUUCGAUCUGCUCUCGCUACGAAACUUUCUUAUGCCGCUACUAUACAAUUAUUCGAUGUAAUGCUCUCCUCCCUUGACGCCAGCACUCGAAAAAAUUACGGUGCUGGCCUGCUGCGAUUCACUCAAUUUUGUGACUGCCUCGGCAUCUCCGAGGAUUUACGCAUGCCUGCCCCUGAAGCGCUUGUUGCGGCCUUUGUGGCACAGUGGAGCGGCCGCAUUGCGCGCUCAACGGUGGACACCUGGAUGGCCGGCCUUGCCUUCUGGCAUGCUCUGCAUGGUGCACCAUGGUCCGGUGGCAAGAUGUUAAGAGUCACCUGCUCUGCUAUCUCGAAGACUGCACCCGCCGCGAAGGAGAAGCGUGCCCCAGUCACCAUCGAGCACCUGUAUGCAUUGCGGUCACACCUUGACCUAUCAAACUCUUUCGAUGCCGCCGUAUACGCCGUGGCCUGCGUUGCGUUCUGGUGCUGUCGACGACUCGGUGAGCUGGUCAUACCCUCCGCUGGUACCUUUGACCCAUCCAAGCACAUCGCGCGCUCCGCACCGAUCACAUAUCGCACGUUGCCUGGUGGCAUCGAGUACGCCGUCUUUCACGUACCGUGGACAAAAACGACAAAGCAACUUGGCGCGGACAUUAUCGCAACUGAACUCGGUGACCCCAGUUCUGCCGUUAUUGCGCUGCGACACCACCAGCAGGCAAACGCCAAAGUGCCCGCGCACGCCCCGCUAUUCUCCUUCGAGACCACCGACUCCACCGGCUGGGCCCCUAUGACGCGCGAUUGGUUCCUCAACCGAUGCAACCAAGUCUGGUCCACGGCGGGCUUCGAGCACCUUACCGGCCACUGCUUCCGCAUCGGCGGCGCCACCGAGCUGCUCCUGCGCGGCACUCACCCGGAUGUUGUCGCUACCCAGGGGAGCUGGAAGUCACGCGCGUUCCUGGAGUACUGGCGCAAGAUCGAGUCUAUUCUCCCAUUGUUCAUCUCCCAGUCAUUCUCGUCAUCUCGUAUGCAGCUGGCUACUGAAGCCAUGGACUCCUUUAAGAAAAAGCAUUCCCUGUAA
Sparassis crispa is the source of this 4206-nucleotide messenger RNA. RefSeq lists its product as hypothetical. NCBI's taxonomy places the organism in Eukaryota, Fungi, Basidiomycota, Agaricomycetes, Polyporales, Sparassidaceae. The transcript has 5 exons. The coding region runs from base 1 to 4206 and encodes 1401 amino acids. Gene Ontology annotation, molecular function: DNA binding. Gene Ontology annotation, biological process: DNA recombination; DNA integration. The record is from RefSeq and is a predicted model, not a curated record.